AUGUGUCUUUCCAGUGCCUUCCUGCUCCUCUGCCUUCCGGGCUAUUUCACUCUGAGCAUUCCCAGGAUCUUAAAAGGCACAAUGGGAGGAACAUUGGUGAUGGAGUGCCGGUACAAUGUGGGAGAGGAGGGUCACAGGAAGUUCUGGUGCCGAGGGCCCAACUGGACAGACUGUGUCCGAGUCAUUGAAACGGAACAGAUGGCAGGGCAAGAGGUGAGGCGUGGCCGAAUAACCCUUCGAGACAACCCCAGAGAGCACCUUUUCCAUGUGAUCACGGAGGACCUGGAGGAAGGAGAUGCAGACACUUACUGGUGCGGGGUGGACAGGGCCACAAGUGUCCCCCAGGCCCCGGUGGCCAUGACUAUUUUUCCAGGCUCAUCGACAGUAUCAAUGAUGACCACUGAGACAUUGGCCAGCAUGGGAGCCCCAGCUCUGACCAGUUACAUGGCCAGCCCUGGCCUUCCUGCUUGGCCCUUCCUGUUCUUUGCCAGCUUCCUAUUCCUGGUCUUGCUGAAAGUCAGCCUCUUCCUGAGCUUCAGUUAUGCUGCCAUUUGGUUGGCCUGGCUUCAGCGUCACCUCUGAGGAUGAUGGUCUGCCCAGCCCAGUGUAACUGCAGCUCACUCCCCAGUGACUCCCUGUCUGGUGACACAGUUCCUGGCCUCUCUGCUCCAAACUCAGCCUGGACCCAUCCCUGGGAUGUGAAGCCAGAAAUGAAUCAGCCCCAG
Molecule: messenger RNA, 725 nt
Organism: Puma concolor (puma)
Lineage: Eukaryota; Metazoa; Chordata; Mammalia; Carnivora; Felidae
Source: RefSeq, a predicted model, not a curated record